Molecule: messenger RNA, 553 nt
Organism: Drosophila yakuba
Lineage: Eukaryota; Metazoa; Arthropoda; Insecta; Diptera; Drosophilidae
Product: cuticle protein 16.5
Exons: 2
Coding region: 145-459 (104 amino acids)
Source: RefSeq, a predicted model, not a curated record
AUCCGCUUGUUGUGCUCAACUUGUUCUUAAGAUCUCCGUAUCUUUGGGUAUAAAAACCUUGCUUCCAAUAGAGAACAGCAUCAGUCAACGCACCUCCAGUCUUUGAGAUCGUUCGUCGUGCACAAACCCAAAACAACAAUCAACAUGAAAUUCCUCGUCUGCUUGGCUCUUUUCAUCGCCGCCGCCCAGGCUCAUGUGGUGGCGCCCGCUGUGGCCACCUACUCCGCUGCUCCCGCUCUGACUUACGCCGCCGCCGCUCCAGUGACCACCUACUCGGCCGCCAUUCCCCGCGCCUACUCCGCCUACGCCGCCCCCUCCGUGUAUGCCGCCCCCUCGGUCUACACCGCUCCCUCCGUCUACGCCGCCCCCUCCGUCUACUCCUCCUCCUAUGUGGCCGCGCCCUCCGUGUACUCCGCCUACGCCGCCCCCGCCGUCGUCUCCACUUUGCUCAAGAAGUAAAGUGCUCAGAUCGAUUAAAUGAUAUGCCGCCAACUUUGUCAACGAUAUUGAAUUAUUUUCACUAUGAAAUAAAGCUGUGAAUUCACGAAACAAA